ACAAGCGGUCUGACCAAUGAAAUGCAACAUUUGAAACUACGGCAAGUCGGCAGCUACAGGGAAUACGCUCGCGUUCCGUAGUCGCCGCAAGAACCCGGUACGAUGUCAGGGAAGUGUUACGGGCUGUUCCUUCUCGGUUGCUCGCUGCUGCUGCUUGUGCGGGCUCAGGCGGGGGAUGGAGCCGGGAAAUACUCCAGGGACGUGAAUGAAAACCGCUCAGAGCGGGACUCCGCAGUGGAAUUCAGGAUAAUGAGGCUGAACCAGAUUUGGGAGAAAGCUCAGAGGCUUCAGCUUUCGUCAGUCCAACUAACUGAACUGCACAGUGAUCUAAAAAUCCAGGAAAAAGAUGAACUGAACUGGAAGAAACUCAAGGUAGACGGACUGGAUGAUGAUGGUGAAAAAGAGGCCAAGCUCAGACGGUCUCUGAAUGUCAUUUUAACAAAGUAUGGACUUGAUGGCAAAAAGAAAACUCAGACUGAAGACAGCAACUUCAUUAAAGACAGCAAAGAAAAUGAUAUCUUAAAUGAUCCACGUCUGGAAAAGUUAUGGAACAAGGCCAAGACAUCGGCAACGUUUUCUGAAGAGGAACUGGAAAGCUUAUGGCGUGAGUUUGUCCAUCAUAAGGAGAAAAUCAGUGAAUACAAUAUACUUUUAGACACUGUAAGCAGGACAGAAGAAAUUCACAAAAAUGUUAUCAGCCCUGAUGAACAUGAGAUUAAGGAGGACAUUUUACAUGCCAAGCACACUGACCUCAAAGAGAGGCUUAGAAGCAUCAACCAAGGAUACGAACGCCUGCGCAAACUUAGUCACGAGGGUUACAUAACUGCAAGAGAAUUCAACGAACCCAGAGUGAAUGACCUAUGGGAUAUGGCAAAGGAUGCAAACUUCUCAGAUUCUGAACUAGAAUCCUUUAAGGAGGAACUGAAACAUUUUGAAACAAAAAUUGAGAAGCACCAGCAUUAUCAGAAACAGCUUGAAAUUUCACAUGAGAAACUGAAACACAUUGCAGACACAGGAGACAAAGAGCAUUUAAUGAGGAGCAAAGAGAAGCACAGCAUGCUCACAGAGAAGAUUAAAGAACUGGGAUACAAGGUGAAAAAACAUCUUCAAGACUUAACAAGCAGAGCAUCUCGAGGUGGCCUUCAACAUAACGAACUCUGAGGAAGUGUUUUCCAUCACUACAAAUGUAAAAUGAAGGCAAAGAAUCUGGCCUUCUGCUUGCCAAAGUCCUAGUGAAAGGCUGUAGACAUGUCAUGAAUCCUAAAAAGGAUUGAUCAUCAUCCUAUAGAGACUCCAUUCUUCUCUAGCAUCUUCAUUCCUUGGGGGGGGGGGACCAAAUCAUUUUGAUAAUAUUGCUUGUGCCUUUCAUAGGUUUUACAUUUCAUUGAUCAGAAAGCAGACCUUUAGAUCAUUAACCCAAUCCCACUAACGUUUUCUCACUGUUUUGCUGUUUUGGGACAUUGUCUGUAUGAUCUUUAAAGGGGACCCGUCACUUAAAAAAAAUGAUUCAAAAUCCUAUUUUAUCACAUUAGUCAAGCAAAAUGAACUUUAAUUACACCAUAUACAUUAUAUGAAUCGUGUUUCCUUCAGUCUGGGAAUUCAUAAUUAUUACAAGCAGGCAGGAGCCAUUUUGUGGACACUGUUAUUAAGACAAGUCUUGUAUCAUCUCAGAAUCUUGUUUGUGCACCAGAAUGGGGGGCCUGAUGUCCAUCCCCAUGUCCUGGCUACACAAUUAAAUGGUGAAGAGAACGGGGUAAUGUGGGGAGAGCAGUGACAUGUAGGAAGUGCUGAAUGGAAAAUGAAAGUAAUUGACUGCCCCGCCUCUAUGACCAUAGAGGAGGGGCAGACAAUAUUUGAUUGACAGCUGAGAUUUUUAGAUGAGUUUACAACAGCUAUGAAUGC
This is a messenger RNA of Xenopus laevis (African clawed frog), 1902 nucleotides long. RefSeq names its product LDL receptor related protein associated protein 1 L homeolog (gene lrpap1.L). Gene Ontology annotation, molecular function: lipase binding; very-low-density lipoprotein particle receptor binding; low-density lipoprotein particle receptor binding. The transcript is spliced from 8 exons. Bases 103 to 1161 code for a protein of 352 amino acids. Gene Ontology annotation, biological process: regulation of receptor-mediated endocytosis; negative regulation of receptor internalization; negative regulation of very-low-density lipoprotein particle clearance. Lineage: Eukaryota; Metazoa; Chordata; Amphibia; Anura; Pipidae. Gene Ontology annotation, cellular component: cis-Golgi network; endomembrane system; endosome. The record is from RefSeq and is a predicted model, not a curated record.